This is a messenger RNA of Oncorhynchus keta (chum salmon), 9957 nucleotides long. Its product is annotated as BRCA1-A complex subunit RAP80-like. Lineage: Eukaryota; Metazoa; Chordata; Actinopteri; Salmoniformes; Salmonidae. Gene Ontology annotation, molecular function: K63-linked polyubiquitin modification-dependent protein binding; histone binding. Gene Ontology annotation, cellular component: BRCA1-A complex. The coding region runs from base 465 to 3992 and encodes 1175 amino acids. The transcript is spliced from 24 exons. Gene Ontology annotation, biological process: positive regulation of DNA repair; double-strand break repair. The record is from RefSeq and is a predicted model, not a curated record.
UUAUUUUGAUAGGGUAGUUUUACACAGCUUGCUGUAGUUUCAUUUGUGAACGGUUCUCUAGUGUUGUAAGAUCGCUUACCUUGCUUACUCUAACGUUACCUGUUUGAAAUGUGCAUUCCAAAGAGAGCACAUCACAUUUCACCCCUCCAUCAAAAAGUUCGCCCUGCUUUGAGUCACGUGGUUUAAGAAAAUGGCUUCUUGAAACGAAUUUUGUCAAAUGUGUUGCUAAAAGUUGAAAUUAUAGCUACCUAAAACUGAAUACGAGUGUUAAUAUUAGACUGAAGGAUUUGUAACUUCAAUCUCAGAAAUCGUUAUGCAUAAGUAACCGUUCUACUUUAUUUUUUUUCAUGAUUCUCAGGAAGAUGGGUGUGCAGCAGAUCUCAACUGUCGUAACAUAAGAUAGCUAGCUACUGUAAGCUAACAGACAUCUGUCUCGAUUUAAGCACCAAAGUCAACCGAACAACAUGCCUCCUCGGAAAAAGCGAGAGAACAGAGGCACGGAUGAUUGUCCCAGGAAACGACGACGAGCUCAGGAAGAGGGCAAUGUCGUCAUCUCAGACAGAGACGAGGAUGAAGACUUCAGACCGACAUCAUCAUCAAGAGGGGAGCGCAAACGGGAGAAGGAGAGUAGAACACGAUCAAACGAGAUGACCGAGGAGGAGAUGCUGGACCUGGCCAUGAGACUGAGUAAACAGGAGGCCAGCAGCGCUGCUCUCCGGCAACGACAGGAGGAAGAGGCCGUGAGGAAGGCCAUCGCUGAAAGCCUCUACGCAGACAGCCCUACUCACCCCCACUCAGAAUCUUCGCUCGGGUCAGGGAGCCCUACACAACAAUGUCAAAAUUCUCCUCCAGAGGGAGAGAGCAGCAUACAGCCACCCAGGUGUAAACUCUCCUACCCUAACCAUGGUGUGGCUGACAGGGAGGGAGCCUGCGGUGGAGGUGUUCAUGUAGGGAUGGCUCCCUCAGACAGGAGGGGGAAGAAGGAGGGAAGCCCAUUACUAGAUAUGCCUGACCUGUCUCAGACCCAGAAGGUCUAUUCCCAGUCCUCCCCCCUCAGCCAAGCUUCCACCUCAGUGCCUCUCCCAUCCUCACAGGAAGAGGGGUCUUCUCAGAGGAACCUUUUCCGAGACUGCUCAGCCAAGGCAAUUGAAUCUCAGGACUACAACAACUCCACAAAGAGUGACUCCCAGUCCCAACUCAGGAUCAAGUCCCCUGGUUUCCCUUCCACUACGGCUCCCCAAGCCAACAAACCUGUCCUGUGCCUGGAGAAGCUUAGCCAGGACCUCCUAGUAGACUGUCAGGCCUCUGGGUUCCUACUAAAGGGUCAUCCCAGCUUAACACUUCCCACAAAGUCCCAGAAAUCUCAAUCUUAUCAGCCCAAGAGCCCCACAUUCUCCAAUACCCCUGUGUUUUCCAAAACAGAGAGAGGUGUGGAACCAGGCCAAAGUAGUCCCUCCUUUCCUAAAAGCGCCAUGUUCUCUAAUUGUGAUUCAGGAGAGGAAGAAAAAGAGGCCAGUCCCACCAUUCCUAAAAGCCUGGUCUUUUUCAAGACUGAUAGAGGAAAGGCAGAGGAACAAAGGAGUCCAACUUCUCCGAAAAGCACCAUUUUCUCUAAGACUGAAAGAGGACCAGAAGAGAAAGAGACCUUCUCUGGAAGUCCAGUCUUUCCCAGAACUGAUCAGAUAAGGGACCAGGGUCCACAGAGCUGUGUUGAAAGUGUCUCUGCAACGGGAGACUAUGAGGAUGGAGACAGAGAUGAUGCUGUGAAGAGCAGGGAUGCCUCCGAGUGCCUUCCACCAUGCCCCAGAACAACCCUGUCCCUGAACAAGAGAUUUGUGCCUAUAAGGAAGACUGCUGGAGUUUCAGACAAAGUUGUUGACCAAGAGGAACGCGAGGGUGAAUCCUCGCAGAGAACUGUAAACAGGAUUAGCAUGCCUGCAAAGUUGGCUGCAGAAGAAGACCUUAAUUCAGAGGAACUUACAUUGGCUUUGGAGACUCAGCCAAUGCAGGAGUUAACCAGUAAUAUGGCGUUACGCUGGUCAGAUGAUGACGAAGAGGAAAAUGGUCCUGAAAAGUCAGCUCACUCGCCCAGCCCAGUCUUCCCACAGGAGAAUGACCUCCCUCAGCCAAGCAACCAAGGUCUCUCCCCAAACACCCACGACCACCGUUCCCCCCAACACAGACAUAGCCCCUGCCUCGUCCCCAUGAAACGCACUCACAACUUCGAAGGCGCCGCGUGCGAGGAGGGGGAGAGCCAGUCCAAGUGCAUCCGGAAGAAGUUCACCUUCAAGGGCAUGUAUGGAGCCCCCUCUCCCUCUCUUCUCAGACAGGCUGCAGGUAGGAGCCAGGAUGAGGCCAAAGGCGGAAGCACCUCUUCCCACCAGCCCCUGGCCUCCUCCAGCCGCCUCUCUCCCCCCACAGACGGCCAGGGUUAUGGGGGAGUGGUGCGCUACUAUUGGGGUGUGCCUUUCUGUCCACGGGGGCAGAACCCAGACGCCUACACACAGGUGAUCCUGUCCCAGCUGGAGGUGUAUGAGAAGAGCCUGAAGGAGGCCCAGAGGGGUCUGCUGAGGAAGGCAGGCUGGGGGGAGCCAGUCCUCCCUGGGCCCCCAGAGAAACCCUUCUCCAGGAGGGGACGCCUCGAGAGACGCAGGGCCCCACGACUCCUGGAAGAAGAGGAGAGAGGGGGAAAACGUCAGGAAGAGCUAGUGGAGGUGGUAGAAGAUGAUGAUGAUGAUGAAGAGGAGGGAGAGAAGAGGGCGAGACAGCUGUCACGGUGGGGGGUGGAAGGGGGAGGGAAGAGAGGAAGGCAGGAGUGGAAGGACUGCCAGGAUCUGUUUGUGUCCUCUCCUGAACAAGAGGAAAAAUCUCCCUCCCCUGUAUUUCAUGCAGAUACCAGUCAGCUAAUUCUACUUCAACGGAGACUUGGCCUUAGAAGAAAAGAGGAAAGAGUAGCAGAAAAACAACCACCUGACUUACUGGAGGAGAGGGAGGAAGAUGAGAAUGAAGAAAAGAUGGAUGAUAAAGAGGGUGGAGAGAAGAGGGAGGAGGAAGAAGUGGAUGUCAGAGGCUUACAAGUUCCAGAGACCCAACUCAGUGACGACAGCACUCAAGACCUCAUGGUCACCAGCCCUGCACAGCCCCAGCCAGAGAGCCAGUCCCUGCCUCAGAUCCAGACCUUUCUUUCAUCACCCCGUCCUCUGGAACAGUGUGAAGAGGGGAUGUUGGUGGUUGGAGAGGAGGAGGGGCGGAGGAGUAGCCCUGUGGGGAUCCCUGCUGUAGGAGAGGAUGUUCAGAUGGAGGAGGAUAUCCCAGAGCCUGCCUUCCCUCGGAGCCCCAACAUGGACUGUCCCAUGUGCAUGCGUCUCUUCCCCCUGACGGAGAUUGAGAUGCACGCUGCCUACUGUGACGGUACCACCGGUAUCAUGGAGGAGGAAAUGGAGAGCCACUCUCAGGUUUCAGUCAAGGCUCGUAGGAAGAGGACCAGAAGGGGUGAGAACAUUGGAGAGGAGCAGCCCAGCUCUUCUGGCUCUGGCAAGGUGGUACAGGGAGAGAAGUGCUUCCUGUGUCAGCAACUAUUUCCUCUCAAGUACCAGUUCUCCAAGGCUGCACCCAGAGACGGACAGAGUGGAGACUUGCUGAGUGCUCUGGACCAGACAGAGCAUAUAUAUUCAGGGACUGCUGAGGCCAAACCAUGUGUUACUACCGUCAAUAACCAACAAAGUGGCCUGAUUGAUGAUCUGGACACAGCAGAAUCUGGGGGAAGAGGAGACUUCAGCGCCCCAGGUUUCAGAGUGAGCACCUCGCCCAUCCAAUCCUUCACCCUGUCUCAGAAGCCACAGACUGCCUUAUCGACUUCUAACGCCAAUGCUCUUCCUCUACCUCCUCUUCCUCCUCCAGGCCCAGCCAAAAAAGAGAUUAAAGCAAUAGUUUUUAAAAAAAUGGGAAAGUGUCUCCCAGCCUUUCCGUCUCUGAGUAGGACGAGGACCUAGGAGAGGUGUCAUCUCACCUGCAGAAAGACCUGAAUAAAUUACUGGGCAAAGACUUCAAACGUCUCCUCCUAAGAUGCUUCCCACCUUUGUGAGGACCACACCUAAUGGAACAGAGACUGGUGACUUCCUGGCACUAACCUACGUGUCCUCUAUUUGAAGUUAGGAGUGGAGGAUCAGCAGCAUGAAAGAUGUUGACACCAUCCAUGAGGAGGUUGAUACGUCUGGAAAGAGUGUCUGCAGCCUUUCCGUCGCUCUGUGAAGAAGCUGCGGGACGUGUCGUCUCGCCUCAGGAAGGACCUGAUCAUAAGGCGGGUCAAACACACAAACCGCCGAGCGGCAGUCAAGAUGCUGCCCACUUUUGUGAGGUCUACACCUGAUGGUACAGGAAAAUGCCACAGGCACUAUGAUGUGUGGAGGCAUUUCACUGCAGCUAAUGUAGAAGGAAAAGCUGUGUACAUUUGCAAAUACUGUGCCAAAUCAUAUGUGAAGAAUGCAACAAAGAUGCACAAUCAUCUGGCUAAGUGCAUAAAGUUCCCUCAGCGCUCACAACAAGCUACCUCUGACAAAAGUCCCUCUACAUCUAUUCGAGGUGAAAAUGAUGAACCAGCCACCUUAUCGAUAGCAACAGCUCACGGUCCUUACAGUGUAGGAACGUAGUCAGAGAAAUACUGAUAAAUGUCUUGCUCGAGCUGGUUCAACGCUGAUGUUCACAGGCAAUGUGUAUUGGAAGAGAUUGCUGAAUGUUCUUCGCCCAGCACACACUCCUCCAACCAGACACGCUUUAUCUACAGUAAUUUCCGGACUAUAAGACGCAACUUUUUUCCCACGCUUUGACGCGGCUAAUUUAUGGAUUUUUCCCGCUUUCACAAGAUUCAUGCCGCCAAAAAACUGAGCACCGUCACAUAAUGUGAUGUAAAUCGAGCGCGCUCAAACUUCCCAUCAUUCUGAUUACGGUAAUCCUUUUGUCACCCUCAUCAUGGCAAAGACACAGAGAAAUGCAUAUGAUGCAGCUUUCAAGUUGAAGGCGAUCGAUCUGGCUGUUGGAAAAGGAAAUAGAGCUGCUGACAGCGUGGAGCAUUGUCAAAAAAUCCACCAUCAUCAACGGGUUUGGAAAGGCUGGACUGCUGCGUGUUGAAGAGGGCAGCUGGACUGCUGCGUGUUGAAGAGGGCAGCUGGACUGCUGCGUGUUGAAGAGGGCAGCUGGACUGCUGCGUGUUGAAGAGGGCAGCUGGACUGCUGCGUGUUGAAGAGGGCAGCUGGACUGCUGCGUGUUGAAGAGGGCAGCGAUCCAACAUCGGAUGAAGCAAUUCUGAGGCUAUUCAACUCCGACACCGAAGGAGAUGACUUCAGUGGUUUCAGUGCACAGGAGGAGGAAGAUGGUGACCAAUGACUUUCUUGGUAGGCUACUGUUUACUGCUAUUUUUUUUACAUUUUUGUUACAAGCCGUGUUUUGUUUAAAAGCCUAUUUAUUUUUGUUACAAGCCGUGUUUCGUUUAAAGGCUGUGUAAAGUUAAUUUGUUUAAAUGUACCGGUAGGCACCUGCGGCUUAUAGACAUGUGCGGCUUAUUUAUGUACAAAAUACAUAUUUUUUUUAUUUAUUCAGUGGGUGCAGUUUAUAUUCAGGUGCACUUAAUAGUCCAGAAAUUACGCUACUAAUUUGCAGGAUGCAGCGUUCAAGUGAAGGUCAAGUAAAUCAUAGAGGAAGCAGACUGUAUUACAAUCAUCUCUGAUGGGUGGUCGAAUGUUCGCGGGCAAGGAAUAACUAACUACAUCAUCUCCACCCCGCAACCAGUAUUCUACAAGAGCACAGACACAAGGGACAACAGACACACCGGUCUCUACAUUGCAGAUGAGCUGAAGGCAGUCAUCAAUAACCUUGGACCACAGAAGGUAUUUGCACUGGUGACAGACAAUGCUGCGAACAUUAAGGCUGCUUGCUCACAUCACACCCAUUGGCUGUGCUGCUCAUGCAUUGAAUCUGCUUCUCAAGGACAUCACGGAACUGAAAACAAUGGAUACACUCUACAAGAGAGCCAAGGAAAUGGUUAGGUAUGUGAAGGGUCAUCAAGUUAUAGCAGCAAUCUACCUCACCAAGCAAAGUGAAAAGAAUAAGAGCACCACAUUUUAAGCUGCCCAGCAACACCCGUUGGGGUGGUGUUGUCAUGUUUGACAGUCUCCUGGAGGGGAAGGAGUCUCUCCAAGAAAUGACUAUAUCACAGACUGCCGAUAUGGACAGCCCCAUCAAGAGGAUCCUCCUGGAUGAUGUAUUUUGGGAGAGUGGUAAGCAGCCUGAAACUCCUGAAACCUAUAGCAGUAGCCAUUGUACAGAUUGAGGGAGACAAUGCCAUCCUGUCUGAUGUUCAGACUCUGCUUGCAGAUGUAAGAUAAGAAAUCCUUACUGCCCUGCCAACUUCACUGUUGCUCCAAGCAGAGGAAACUGCAGUUCUGAAAUGCAUCAAAAAGCGUGAAGACUUCUGUCUGAAGCCCAUGUUAGACCCCAAGUAUGCUGGCAAGAGCAUCCUGUCUGGUGCAGAGAUCAACGAGGCCUAUGGUGUCAUCACUACCGUGUCUCGCCACCUUGGCCUGGAUGCUAAGCUUCUUAGCAGUCUGGCGAUGUACACUUCCAAGCAAGGGCUGUGGGAUGGAGAUGCAAUAUGGCAGUCUUGCCAACAUAUCUCAUCAGCCAUCUGGUGGAAAGGACUUUGUGGAUCUGAGGCUCUUUCCCCUGUUGCCUCCAUCAUCCUCCAAAUCCCACCAACAUCAGCCACCUCAGAGCGCAACUGGUCCUUGUCUGGGAACCCGCACACCAAAGCACGCAACAGGCUGACCAAUACAAGAGUUUAAAAAUUGGUGGCCAUCCUGGCAAAUAUGAGACUUUCUGAGCCUGACAAUGAGCCAUCCUCAACAAGGUUGAGCUGUGCAUCACCCAAUGAAGUGCAGCUCACUCACUGGCGAUGGCCCUUGUGUCAAAAGCCUUUCUCUCGUUUUAGUUUGUAAAGCAAUGCUGUUUGCUCAGUAGGCCUAUUUGGAAGUUAAUAACAUACUGUAUUUGGUAGCCUAUAGGCAGAUUAGUCUUCUUUUUUCCGCAGGAGCCAUUUGCUUUCCUGUCUGUGGUUUCCCGCGAUUGUAUUUGAAAUAUUGCGAAAGGUCUGUUGGCUGCAUGCUGUUUGUUCACUGACAGAUUUGCUGAGUGUUCCAAACUAUAGGCUAUGCCUUGUGAUUGGGCUACACACAAUCCACAGUUAGCUAUUUUUUUUAUAAGCUAUUGAUCAAAUCAAAUGUAUUUAUGUAGCACUUCGUACAUCAGCUUAUAUCUCAAAGUGCUGUACAGAAACCCAGCCUAAAACCCCAAAGAGCAAGCAAUGCAGGUGUUGAAGCACGUUGGCUAGGAAAAACUCCCUAGAAAGGCGUCCGGUGAUCCUCUGUGGCUAAAUUAUAGGCCUACACCUGGUGUAGUCUUCUGAAUGAUUUCAUUUCUUUCUGAACAGACAGCAGUCAUUCUAUAUCUUUGGCAAAUGUAUGUCAAUUUAUCAGGGGUGCUGCGGCACCUCCAUCACCCUUCACGUGGACAGGAAGAUCUGCGCCAUACCCCAGGGUAUUAUGCUGGGGCCGCGAGAGCAGGUGUGUGUGGUACUGAGUUCACAAGAGUAGUCUUUCAUUGUAUGUUUGGGAUGUACAUGUUUUUACAGCUCAUCCCACCCCUCCCAUGGGGUGGUUAUUUUUUAAUCCCAGGUAGAAACGGUGCCUGUAAAUCCCUGUGUUGUUACAAUGUCUUACUUUGUAAGCAUGGACUUUCAAUGGUUCAUUUUAAGUCAAACUACAAAUAUGGGACAUUGACUGGAAAACCGCCUGUCAGCCACAAAGUCCUUUUUAAACUACUCAUGUGACUGAUCAGGGAAACACAAGUCAGAUAAUUGAACAUAGACAUACUCAAGGUAAUACAUCUUGGUGACUCAUGAGGGCUGUGACUUUGCCAGGUUUUGAUGGCUGAAAGCCAUGCUCAGUUUCUAGAGAAAACGCAUACGAUUCCCCAGCCUGCAUAGGUAUGAAUCCCCUUUCAGACCAGUCUCUUGGAUUUUCGCACACCGGUGUAAAAUGUUGACUCAUUGUGGUGUCUUUCCCUGUCCAGUGGUUUUACCACAUUGCGGCCUGCCUGGCUGAGUUCCUGGAGCUGAAGGAUCAGACGCUACCUCUGGGCUGUACCUUCUCCUUCGAGCAGAAAGACAUCGACAAGAGUAUCCUGAUCCGUUGGACCAAAGGCUUUCUUUAACUGUUCAGGAGUGGACGUGGUCAGGCUACUGAGAGAAGCCAUCCACAGCAGAGAGUUGCAAUGGUGAAUGACACUGUGGGUACCAUGAUGAGUUGUGGAUACAGGGACCAGAGCUGUGAGAUUCACAUGAUCAUUGGUAGGUAGUACCUAUCUGUACUGCAGCCACACUACUGCAAAUAUAGCAUUUGAGGAAAGAACACAAAGGCAUAAGAUGCCCCAUUUAGCCUAGCAAGUGAAGGAGAGGGUGACUGUAGUAACCAUAUAUAAGUCAUAUUAUCAUGUUAUUACAAAUUGCUUGCCACAAUGUUAGGGAUGUCAAGGAUAACCAUGGCAAUGCAAUGGCUCCCUCUGCUGGAGAUGAUAGCAAAGGGGUUUUGUUUGUGUUUUUGUGUGUGCAUGCAAUAUGUUGCAUUCAUUUCUGUGUCUGAUUCUCUGCCUCCCCGGGGACGGGGACAAACGCAUGUUACGUGGAUUAGAUAAAUAACGUGAAGAGAGUGGGCGGGGAGGAUGUAUGUAUUUGCAGGUAGCCUGGCAGGGAGGAGCAUUGGGUCAGUAACUGAAAGGUGACCGACAAGGGUUGGGGCGUGUUGUUGAGGAUGGGUCAUCCAAACUGAGUUUGACCUGAUGGUGGAUCAAGUUUUACUCAACCCAGGCGUGAAUGCGUAUGUGUUUCUACACCAAAUGAAUGAGCAGUCAAAAGUACAUAGCUGAAGUACAUAAAAAUACAUAACUUCUAUGUUUGACUCUCUUGACUUUCAUUUGCCGAAUACAGGCCAAACCUCAUUCACCCUGGUGAAUUUAUCUGUGUACUUAACUCUGUUGUUUUGUGACUUUGUCCAGGACAGCUUUGAGACCAGAUUCAUCUCUGGAGGUAGAGGACAUCAGUAAGCAGCUCCAGGAGACCGUAAGAAUCCUGGUCCCUAAGUGUGACAUCACUUUCUUCGUCUCGGAGGAUGGCAGUGGAAAAGGGCACUGCCAUGGUAAUGGUGGUGGCACAGAAGCUGGCCAUAUCGCCCCGACUGUUAGAGGACAGCAGAGGAGGAUGAGGAAGAUGGAAAUGAAUAUGUUAGGUCAGAGGAGGCAUACUGGAAAGACUACUUGAAAUGCAGCACCGUAAAAAUGUCCCCCUCAAAUGCUUUUGUUGUACGGUACAUGCUAAACAGCUCACUCACUUUCUCCUACUGUAUGGAAAUGAAUUAAUUCAUUGAGGUUAACUUUUUUACAGUAGGCUAUUUUUUUGUUGUACAUGGUUAACUUUCAGUGAGGAAAUUCCCUUUUUUCUUAAACUUCUGUGUGAAAUAUGUAUUAUGUAUAACAAAUGUUACAUUAUUUUAUACUAGAAUGAAAACUUGUAAUGGGCAAACUCUCACUGUAUUGCUAGUAUAUUUAGAGACCAGAUAUUUGAUACUUGGACAUCACUGCAGCUAUAUUUGAAUGGCAGCUUGGUAAUACAAUUAGUCUUGAAGUAAAAAUCUAUGAAUUUCAUGGUCAAGCCAAGUUCCACAGAAUGGAAAGAGACAUGCUCACGCCCCCUGUUGGAGAAACUGUACAAAGGAACAUCAGGUCAUUAAAUCAAUGUUUUCCGCAAAGUUAUACAACUUUAGAAUAUUCAGUCACUCUUAAACAACAGACACCUUUCUGAACACGUGUUAUGUUAAUCAAAACUUACUGCAAAUAAAGAUGGCUAGCAUUUGA